GAGCGCUUUUGUAUUUUGUAGAUCUGUGAAUUGUGAGUGAGUGAAAAAAAAUUGAAACACAAAAAUUCCUCGUCGGAUGCGAUUGUUGAAAGUAAAGAUCUGCGUCUAUCACAAAUAUGGCCGAUCUGUAAUGAAUCGGUGGUCAGUGAUAUACUAAUUUCAUCGUAAUGCAGAAUUUCAAAAUGGAGCUACGAGUUGGAAAUAAAUAUCGUCUUGGACGCAAAAUUGGUUCUGGUUCUUUCGGAGACAUUUACCUGGGCACCAACAUUGUUACCAGAGAGGAGGUAGCUAUAAAGUUAGAAUGUAUCAAGACAAGACAUCCACAAUUACACAUAGAAAGUAAAUUUUAUAAACUUAUGAGAGGAGGCAUUGGCAUUCCUGCUAUAAAAUGGUGUGGUUCAGAAGGAGACUACAAUGUCAUGGUAAUGGAGCUUUUGGGUCCUUCUUUAGAAGACCUUUUUAACUUUUGUUCUCGACGCUUCUCCCUCAAGACGGUUCUUCUACUCGCUGACCAGCUUAUCACUCGCAUAGAAGACAUUCACUACAGGAAUUUUAUUCAUAGAGAUAUUAAACCAGACAACUUUUUAAUGGGACUCGGUAAAAAAGGCAAUUUAGUGUAUAUAAUAGAUUUUGGAUUAGCGAAAAGGUACAAAGAUCCACGCACCAAUCAACAUAUUCCAUAUAGAGAAAACAAGAAUUUGACAGGAACAGCGAGAUACGCGUCGAUUAACACUCAUCUAGGUAUUGAGCAGUCUCGACGCGACGACUUGGAAUCGCUCGGCUAUGUUCUCAUGUACUUCAACCGCGGAAGCCUGCCGUGGCAAGGACUCAAGGCGGCCACGAAAAGACAGAAAUACGAAAGAAUAUCGGAGAAGAAAUUGUCCACUCCAUUUGAUGAACUAUGCAAAAACCAUCCGAUCGAAUUUCAACUGUACCUGAAGUACUGUCGACGACUUCGUUUCGAAGAGAGACCCGACUACGGUCACCUGCGUCAGUUGUUCCGCACUCUAUUCCACAGACAGGGAUUUACAUAUGACUAUGUAUUUGACUGGAAUAUGCUCAAAUUCGGAGUUAAGCGCGGUAACUAUAAGCCUACAGGUGGCAAUGACCGCACACUUAGACGUCAUGAUCAAAACCAAGAACAGGAGACAACAGCCACAGCUGGCGGCGCCGCUGCCGGCCAGCCGAGCACCACAGUGGCCGCGAUCUCGGAGUGGCGGUGAGGAAGCUCGCGCAAGCGGGCCCGAACCGACCGGCCCUAGCCGCGCACCGACGGACACUGACACGCGCAACGGUUGUAAGCGACCCACACGCGCGCGCGAAAGGUGGACCAAUCGCGUCACCGUCCCGCACUCGACUGCGCGUCGCUGACCAAUCGCGUGCCGGGAUGUUCACCGGUCGACUGCAUAACCGACCAAUUACGUGCCGCCGGUCCGCCGACUGAUCACUGCGCGAAUGUACGUCCGCAACCCUUGCGUUUUUUCCUACUUUAUAUAAAUAAAUAUACCCAUAAGUGACUAUGGCAUAAGUUAAGUGGUGCUCACGACUCAUGCCGAUAUUAAUAUACCAUGUGUUUUGUGUCAAUAGAACUGUCAAGUGUUAAUUGAUAGACAUUCCGUUACAGGAAUUCUCAUUUUAAUUAAAUAUUCACUAGAUUGUUCUUUAACCGCCUCGUUGAAACAUCUUAGCGAGUACUUAUAAAUUUGAAAAUUGUUGAACAAAUUUUAAAUAAGAUAUUGGCAAAUUCGUGAAGUUAAUUAACUUCCUUGGCUAUUUCUAUUGAUGUAAAAUUUUCGAUCAGUGUUCCAUUUUGUAUGCUAUCGUUCAUAAUUGUAAAUUAUUUAAAUCAUAGGAUAAUGUGCGCCCAGCCGGCCACAAAUCUAUUGCACUUUAUGCUCAGUUGUAUUUAGAUGAGUACUUGUGAAAUGUGGACAAAUUAGUGCAUGUGUCAUCUAAUGGUUCUGUGUCUUAAUGUUAGAUAGACUACAGUUUAUUAUAUUAAAAUAUUAAAUGUAAAUGAAUAAGCGUUUUAAUUACGUUUGUAGUUAAUCAAAUAAUGCAUUUAUUUUAUUUAACUUUAAUUGCAUAUUUUGAUUUUAUUUCAACAUCAUUCAUUAAAUGGAUGUCUCCUCUUGGAUUAUGGCCUACACUAAUUUCAAAUUUUUGUAUUAGUUUAAGAGUUAUUUAAACUUGUGUGCAAUACUGUUUCUUUAUUAAUAUUGUCUUCCAUAAUUCUCAGUAUACGUUCGCUCGACUCUUGAAAAUGAACUAACACUUGAUACUUGUACAAAAUUUGCUUAACUCGUCCAGCCACUGCCAUAGGUUUAAUUAAAUAGAAAAAGUCAAAUCAUUCUUAGAAUAAUUUUUAAAAUCAUUUUCAAUAUAUUAUUGUUUUACAACAAAUUUUAGUUGACUGAUUUUAUUUAUGAUUUAUAUAAGAGAUUUAUACAAGUUUUGAUCUCACUUAAUCUUUACACUCGGCAAACUAUAUCGGGGUUGUGUUAUAGUACUGUAAGAAUGCGAAGGCAUAUCUGUUUCGUGUUAAUUAAAACUAAUAUAUGAAGUUCCAUGUAUUUGAAAUCCAUUCGAAUCUUUCAAUAUUGAACUAGGCAUAUAUAUAUAAUCCUUUAUCACAAACGUAAUCCAGUCCUCAGAUUUUACUCGAGUAAUUCUAUCAAAAUUUGUGGUAAUUUUCAUUGGAUGGCUGGAUCAGUUUCUAACCCUAUUUUAGAGUUGGUAUAAAUUCUGAUACUAUCCCUUUUUAUGAUAAUAUAUAAUAUAUAUCUUACUUUACUUUGGUAACAAGGAUAAACUUUAAUCGCAUUUCGUUAUAGUGCCUAUUUAGGCAUCUGUUGUAAAAAUAGAUGGAAGAUGAAAGAUUAAUAAUUUUAUUUAAUAUAACUAUUAAUAUCAUAAAUUAAUUUUUUCAGUCAUUUUAAAUUUAUUUGUAGUUCAGCUUUUUAAAAUUUGUAACCGAAUUAUUGUGUUUAGAUUGAAACUUAGUAAUAAUAAUAAGAGUAAUUUAUAUCUAUUUUGAAUAGUUUAAAUAUCUCACAUAGAAAUAAUUCAUCUGUAAUAUGACUGAGAAUUAGGUUCAAUUGUAUGUAAAUAAUAAUUAUAAUUAAAUUAGUUAUGUUAUAAUUAUAUGAGGUUGGAUUUUUUAAUCCUCGUAAUAUGAUAUCCAUAAGGUUUUAGUUUGUAACAUUGAUGUUAACUGGAUAGUUUUGAAUCUAACACAUCGAAAUGGAUAUUGUAAAUCGUGAUAUCGUUUGUUUCUCAAGGUUUCGGGAUAAGUAUGCACAUUAUUUCUUAUAACUUUAAUCCUAUUAUUUUAUAUGAAAAUUAUCAUAUUUUUAGGAUUAAAUGUUAACACAAAUAGGAAAAUUCUAUAUAAUUGGUCCAUGAUUUUAAAUAUAGUCUACAGUAUUCCAAGCAUUUUGAAAUUAAUUGUAACAUUGGGUAAUAGAUGAUUUUAUUUUUAAAACUCCGUUUCAAAUGUUUCCCCGUCGUCAUGUGCCAAUUAAUCAGUAUUGGCAUUUUAUAUAUAACUGAAUAAUAAAUGUGUAUAGUUCUAACAUCUUUUAUAUCCAAAUAUAUGUUAAUGAUAUUGUUUUACUAAUUAAAAUAUGGUAUUGUUUAUACAUUAGCUGUGGUAAGUUAAGUGUAUCUUGUAGCGCUCUCAUACGCGGGACUAGCGCAGAUUCCACGAUAUCCAAACUCAAUAAAGAAUGGUUUCAUAUUGCAAAUCUAAAACUUUUUAUCGUAUAUUUCCAUGCAUAUGUGGAAUUGUCAUAAAACUCUAAAAUCGAUUUGCAAACAUGAACAAUCGUGGUAAUGUGCUGUUAGUUUGAGAUAGAUACGGGUCGCAAAUUUGAUGUAACUGACGUAAGCGGCCAGGAAGAAACUCCGCCGCACUAAAUCCAGGAUUGUCAAAGCCGGCACAGUGGUGGUAAUAGUGGAUGGAACUUUAUUAUACUUGGAACUAUAUUAGUGAAUGCAAUCGCCCGACAAGUUAUGGAGAUGUGUUCGUGUUCAUCGGUCGGUUCUUGUACGGGAUGUCGCGCUGCAUUUCAGUGAACGCUUCACGGCGCGACAACGUUAGCUUGUUUAAAAGUGUCCGCUCUAACUAAUGAAAGACUUUGAACUUAAUUUUGUAUAUAAUAAUCGUAAGAUAGUUAAGCCAAAACACUGUUUUUUACAAUAUCCUAGGUAAUGAAAAUAAAUACAUAACUGUUGUAGUGAUAAAGUCAUUGACUUAUUUUUAUUGCAUACCUUUAUUCAUUUUUCUGUAGCUGAGCAUUGUGUAAAGCAUAAUAAUAUCUUAAUCUUGGAUUGUAAUGUGUAUUUCAUGAAAUCAAAAUAUUUUCAGAUAUUCUAUGUAUUGAAAAACGAAUCAAAAGUGUAGAUGUUAUUAGGAUAAGAAGAAUAAAUAGGCCAAAAGCUUUUAUUGAAUACUAUCUGUGCAUUUUGUGCAACUGUGUUCUAUAACCUAAUAGAAUUACCAUUACAUUUUCUUUGUUUUCUACAAAGGGCACCGUUUACUGAGUUUUACUUGGUUUAGAAAAUUAUAUUCACAGUCAGUUUUAGUAGACAUGUAACAAGCGCUUUGUAUAUCCAGUAAGAUUUACAGUCAUUGAUUUUGCAAUGAUGCCUAGAAGGGAGUUUAUAAUACACUUUUAGUUUGAAAUUGUUAUGUAUCGUAGUUUAGCAUAUUAUUAUGCUUUGUUUAUAUAAAUCUAUUAUUAUGCUUGCAUUGUUUUCUACGUCCAGAAUGUAUUGAUUCAUUUGGCACAAUAAAGUGAAUAAAACAAA
Molecule: messenger RNA, 4812 nt
Organism: Colias croceus (clouded yellow)
Lineage: Eukaryota; Metazoa; Arthropoda; Insecta; Lepidoptera; Pieridae
Gene: dco
Product: casein kinase I
Exons: 9
Coding region: 168-1223 (351 amino acids)
Biological process (GO): endocytosis; peptidyl-serine phosphorylation; signal transduction
Cellular component (GO): cytoplasm; nucleus
Molecular function (GO): ATP binding; protein serine/threonine kinase activity
Source: RefSeq, a predicted model, not a curated record